This is a messenger RNA of Maniola jurtina (meadow brown), 2798 nucleotides long. It is a transcript of the gene pins, whose product is annotated as G-protein-signaling modulator 2. The coding region runs from base 204 to 2057 and encodes 617 amino acids. The transcript has 10 exons. Gene Ontology annotation, molecular function: GTPase regulator activity; identical protein binding. The record is from RefSeq and is a predicted model, not a curated record. Lineage: Eukaryota; Metazoa; Arthropoda; Insecta; Lepidoptera; Nymphalidae.
GAGAGCCUUGUCGUCUUCUUGUCCAACUGUACUUUGUAAAUAUAGAAAAAAGUUCUGUGAUAAAGCGUGACGGUCGCGUAGGUACGGCGUACGCCCAUCGCAAUAAAAUCACAACAAAGCAACAACUAUGAGAAUUAUCUGACAAAUCUGUUCACAUUUUAUUUUUUUUGUUUUUGUUUUGUUAAGUCGUCUCAAUUAAUAUAAUGACUACUGUGAGUGCUAGUGCUGAAAACCUUUCAACCGAUGCCCAGAGUUGCGAUGGCGGAUCAAUGUGCUUGGAACUGGCACUGGAAGGGGAGAGACUCUGCAAGGCUGGCGACUGCCGCGCCGGCGUCGCGUUCUUCCAGGCUGCCAUACAAGCCGGCACUGACGACCUUCGCACCCUCAGCGCUAUCUACAGCCAACUGGGCAAUGCAUACUUCUACCUCGGGGACUACAAUAAAGCAAUGCAGUAUCAUAAACAUGACUUGACAUUGGCAAGAACAAUGAACGAUAAACUCGGCGAAGCGAAGGCAUCUGGCAACUUAGGGAACACGCUAAAAGUGAUGGGCAAGUUUAAUGAAGCGAUCCAAUGUUGUAAACGGCACCUAGAGAUAUCUCGCUCGCUGGGAGACAGGCUGAGCGAGGGUCGGGCCCUGUACAACCUGGGCAACGUGUACCAUGCCCAGGGCAAACAGUUGGGCAGAGUGGGGCAAAAUGAUCCAGGGCAGUUUCCCCAAGAGGUCCGCGAUUGUCUCAUGCAAGCUGUGGCUUAUUAUGAAGAGAACCUUGAGUUAAUGCGAAGCCUCGGCGACCGCCAGGCCAUGGGGCGAGCAUGCGGCAAUCUCGGCAAUACCUGCUACCUACUGGGCGACUUUGCUCGGGCCAUUAGAUACCAUACGGAGCGGUUGCGGAUCGCGCAGGAGGUGGGCGACCGCGCGGCUGAGCGGCGCGCCAAUAGCAACCUCGGCAAUUCGCACAUCUUCCUCGGCCAGUUUGAGAACGCGGCGGAGCAUUACAAGCGAACCUUAGCUCUGGCUGAAGAGCUAGGGGAUGCAGCGGUGGAGGCUCAAGCGUGCUACUCUCUAGGCAACACGUAUACGUUAUUGCGAGAGUACCGCACGGCAGAGGAGUACCACGCACGCCACUUGUCUGCAGCAAGGAAGCUGCAGGACAGAGUGGGCGAAGGCAGGGCCUGUUGGUCCCUCGGCAACGCACACGCGGCGCUCGGAAACCACGAGAAAGCCCUUUAUUAUGCAAAGGAACAUUACAAUAUUUCUAAAGAGCUGGGUGACGUGCUGGGUAUGGCCACAGCGCAGAUGAAUAUCGGCGAUCUGUGCAAAGUCCUAGGGCUCCCCGUGGACGCGGCGCCCGCGCAGCCGCAAGACGCACCCGCGCCACGUACACCCUUCAACGCGCUGCGAGUCAGGCGACAGAGUAUGGAGCAGUUAUCUCUGAUACAGAUAACACCAGACGCGAAGAAGAAAGAGGGAGAAGAGAAACAGGAGAGAGAGAUGGUGCGAGGGGAGUCUGAAGAAACAGAAGGACCUGCAGAAAUGUUUAUGGAGCUGGUAGCCCGCUGUCAAUCGGCGCGUAUGGACGAGCAGCGAGCUUCGCUGGAUAAGGAGAACCGCCCUCGAAGCAAGUUGCAGCGAGCAGCCAGUGGCCCGAACAAGAACCCUCCACCAGACAGCAUGCUGGAAAUGCUAAAUAUGAUCUCGGAUCUUCAGUCCGAACGCAUAGAUUCGCAGCGCGCGGAGCUACGUCCCGUCAAAAAGUCCCCCAAGGAGACGAAGGCAACCUCUCUGCCGGGGCUUCGUCCGACGCAAACCACCAGCACUCGUCCCGAGGAUGACUUCCUCGACAUGAUAGCGAGGGUCCAAGGUUCGACCCGCCUGGACGAUCAGCGCUCCGAGCUCCCGCGUCCGAAGCCCGAAGAACCUAAGCAGCCCGCGGAUGAAGACUUCUUCACCAACCUGAUGCGUGCCCAGGCUGGCCGGAUGGAAGACCAGAGGGCGAGCAUCCCGUUGAAGGAGUCAUCCCAGAACAAGCCGUCGAAUUCGAAGAAUGGCAAAUAAAGCACUUUCUUGUUAACAACCCCUUCACUACCCCCAUACUCUCCUCAUCCUCUCGUCUUUACAACGUUGAUAGAUUUCGAGAUACGAAACCCUAUAAGGUCAGAGCAAAAUGAACCUAAAUUUUCUUGUCUUAAAAUUAAAAAAAAAUUCAAAAUUUAAAAUAUUUUUACUCAACUAGACUUUUACAAGUUCUUUUGAAUCGUCAAAAGCAUCUACCACUGGUUCGGAAUGCCUUUCCUACCGAGAAUUAUUAAUUAAAGGUCUGAAUACGUCGGCGCUCCAAGCGAAAAUAUUGAAAGACAAAAAUCAAUAGCUCAGAAUAAAGGACUUCAAAGCGAUUACUUUUAGGUCUUUUUUACUCUGACGUUAGGUUUCCUAAGUUCGAAUUAGUCGAGAUGUUAAUAACACUUUUCUUCGGUCUAGUUAUAGCAUUUGCAUCAAUUUAUUCUAAAAUGUAAAUUACACACAGUCACAAGUUUUCCAUUACAUAAGUAAUUGAAAAAAUAUAUAUUCUUGAUACUAUUUUAUGAAUUUUGAAAAAAGACACCAUUAGAAGUAAACAAAUAAUUCAAAGCGAUAGUUAACUGUAUUAUUUUUAAUCAUAUUAGUAUCAAAUAGACUGAACUGAUAUGAAUAAUAUUGGAAACUAGCCGAUGCCCGCGACUUCGUCCGCGUGGAUUUAGGUUUUUCGAAAUCCCGUGGGAACUCUUUGAUUUUCCGGGAUAAAAAGUAGCCUAUGUG